AUGUAUUGUACAUACUAAGACAAUUAAGCUCUAGCUAAUAUCUUUAAAUAAGUUAAACAUGUAGAUGAACAAAUACUUGGUUUCAUAUUAAAAAUAUUUCGAAAGGAAUAAGCUUAAGAUUGCGUUGGAUAUCUUUUAGAUCUUGGAAAUCAAAGAUUAUUAGAAUAAUAAAUAUUACAACAAGGAGAUUACUUAAAACAAGUUGAUAAGGAAUAGUAAUUACAUGAUGUUAGAAAUAACUUGAAAAAAAUUACUGAUGUGUUAUAAAAAAUAAAGGAUCAUGACUUCAAUUAGAUCGACUAUUCAAGUUUAGAAAAUUAAAAAUCUUUACAAGAUCUGAUUAAAUACGUCAAGGAUAAUAGAUAGAUCAUAGAAUUUUUGGAAUUUUUGGUUCACCUCACAUCCAUAGAUGUCACUUUAAUUCAAUGUGGAUCUAAUUCAUUACAUAUCUUAGUUUAGAUUAAGGUUGAUAUUAGAAACAAAAAUUUUGAAUAUAUUAAGAUUGAAAAUACUUCUUUGAUAGGAGCUAAUUUUGUUCGCUGUAAUUUAAGUGGAUCCUAAUUUAAUAAUGUUAUUAUUAGUGGGAUGAAUUUGAGUGGAGCUUUAUUAUUAAACUGCAAAUGGAACAACUUAAGAAUUGAGCCUGAAUUAAAAAAAUUAAUUGGCCAUAAUAGUUAGAUCGACUCAGUUUGUUUCUCUCCUGAUGGUACGACAUUAGCAUCUGGUAGUUGGGAUAAAUCUAUCCGUUUAUGGGAUGUAAAAACAGGAUAAUAAAAAGCCAAAUUGGAUGGUCAUACUAAUCAUGUCAAUUCAGUCUUUUUCUCUCCCGAUGGUAAUACAUUAGCAUCUGGUAGUUAUGAUUACUCUAUACGCUUAUGGGAUGUUUAGACAAGAAAAAAAAAAGCAUAAUUUUGCGGCCAUACUAAGGCUGUAUUAUCUGUUUAUUUUUCUCCUGAUGGUAAUACAUUAGCAUCUGGUAGUUAUGAUUACUCUAUACGAUUAUGGGAUAUAAAAACAGGAUAAUAAAAAUUUAAAUUGGAUGGCCAUACUAACCCUGUCUAUUCAGUCUGUUUCUCUCCUGAUGGAAAUACAUUAGCUUCUGGUAGUGUAGAUAAGUCUAUCCGUCUAUGGGAUGUAAAAACAGGAUAUUAACAAGCCAAAUUAGAUGGGCAUAGUAGAUGUGUGAAUUCAGUCUGUAUAUUUUCUGAUGGAAAUACAUUAGCAUCUGGAAGUUUAGAUAAGUCUAUCUGUUUAUGGGAUGUAAAAACAGGAUAGUAAAAAGCCAAAUUGGAUGGUCAUAGUGAUAGAGUUUGGUCAGUCUGUUUCUCUCCUGAUGGGGAUAUAUUAGCAUCUGGCAGUGAUGAUAAUUCUAUCCGUUUAUGGGAUGUUAGAACAGGAUAAUAAAAAGCUAAAUUGGAUGGCCAUACAUGUUAGGUUAGAUCAGUCUGUUUCUCUCCUGAUGGAAAUAAAUUAGCAUCUGGUAGUGUAGAUAAUACUAUCCAUUUACGGGAUAUAAUAACCAGAUAAUAAAAAACCAAAUAGGAUGGCCUUAGUAGAUAUAUGAAUUCAGGUCUUGUUUUCCCUGGUGAAAAUGCAUUAGCUUCUAGUAGAAAUGACAACUCUGCCUAUCAAUGGGCUGUUAAAAUAGGGUAAUAAAAAGCCGAAUUGGAUAGUCAUAGCGAUAUAGUUUGGUCAGUCUGUUUCUCUCCUGAUGGGAAUAUAUUAGCAUCUCGAAAUGAUAAUGAGUCUAUCCGUCUUUGGGAUGUUAAAACAGGGUAGGAAAUUAAACUUUCUGAUUAAAAUUACAAAAAUUGUUUAAUGCAAUUUAAGACACCUCUAUUUUUAAAUAAUCCUCUUUCCAAAGGUAAUAUUUUUAUUUUUCAUAUUUUUAGUCUCAAAUUACAAUACUAAUUUCUAUAUAUCUCAACAGGCAAUAUUUUAAGCAUAAGGAGCUUUAAUACUUAAAGGAGAAUUUAUUAAUCAAUAUGGUAUUGAUUUAAAGACUUUAUUUUAACAAAAAGGAAGUUUAUUUUUGGACAGUUUUUUACAGAAGUCUAAUUGA
This is a messenger RNA of Paramecium pentaurelia, 2062 nucleotides long. The record is from the annotation of a GenBank genome assembly. Lineage: Eukaryota; Ciliophora; Oligohymenophorea; Peniculida; Parameciidae.